CCGCAGCAGCUCGGAGCGCCUCCGGGAGGACAGGCGGCGAGCUCGGCGAAUCGUCAUCUGCCAGCCGAUCGCUGCGCUCCGCGGGCCGGGGCCGGGAGCCCGGAGCGAGCCCGAACGCGGCUUCUUCUCCGCCCGCCGCGGAGACUCUGCCGGGUGGGCUGCGGGCGCCCCUCGCUGCCGCCUGUGAACGCUGUGGGUGCGCGGGGUUGCGGCCACGGCGGCGGUGGCGGCGGCGGCGGGAGCCGCGAGUCGGGGCCGCCCGGGCUGUGCUUCUCCCCGGCAGCAGCGGUGGCGGCGGCGCCUGUGGCUCAGGAUGCGGCCGGGGGGCGCACUGCUCGCCCUGCUCGCCAGCCUGCUGCUGCUGCUGCUGCUGCGCCUGCUCUGGUGCCCGGCAGACGCGCCCGCCCGCGCCAGGAUUCUGGUGGAGGAAAGCAGGGAGGCCACCCACGGCACCCCCGCAGCGCUGAGGACGCUCCGGAGCCCGGCGACCGCGGUACCGCGCGCCACUAACAGCACAUAUCUGAAUGAGAAGUCGCUCCAACUGACGGAGAAAUGCAAAAAUCUGCACUAUGGCAUUGAGUCUUUCUCUAACAAAACGAAAGGGUAUUCAGAGAACGACUACCUUCAGAUUAUCACAGAUAUACAGAGUUGUCCAUGGAAACGGCAAGCAGAAGAAUAUGCAAAUUUUAGAGCCAAACUUGCUUCCUGCUGUGAUGCUGUUCAAAACUUUGUUGUUUCUCAGAAUAACACUCCAGUUGGGACUAAUAUGAGUUACGAGGUGGAAAGCAAAAAAGAAAUCCCAAUUAAGAAGAACAUAUUUCGUAUGUUUCCAGUGUCCCAGCCUUUUGUGGACUACCCUUAUAAUCAGUGUGCAGUGGUCGGAAAUGGGGGAAUUCUGAAUAAGUCUCUCUGUGGAACUGAAAUAGAUAAAUCCGACUUCGUUUUUAGGUGUAACCUCCCCCCAACCACAGGAGAUGUUAGUAAAGAUGUUGGCAGUAAAACAAAUCUUGUGACUAUAAAUCCAAGCAUCAUAACUCUGAAAUAUGGGAACUUAAAGGAAAGAAAAGCCCUAUUUCUGGAGGACAUUGCAACCUAUGGAGAUGCAUUUUUUCUUCUGCCAGCAUUUUCCUUCAGGGCCAACACGGGUACCUCUUUUAAAGUGUACUACACGCUCGAAGAGUCUAAAGCAAGACAAAAGGUUCUAUUUUUCCAUCCCAAGUACCUGAAAGAUCUGGCCCUUUUCUGGAGAACUAAAGGUGUGACUGCAUACCGCUUGUCCACCGGCUUGAUGAUCACAAGUGUUGCAGUGGAACUGUGUAAAAAUGUGAAGCUGUAUGGAUUCUGGCCCUUCUCUAAAACUGUAGAAGACACACCUGUCAGCCAUCACUAUUAUGACAACAAGCUACCUAAACGUGGUUUCCAUCAGAUGCCCAAAGAAUACAGCCAGAUCCUCCAACUUCACAUGAAAGGAAUCCUCAAACUGCAAUUUAGCAAAUGUGAAGUCGCCUAAACAAAGUAUCUUAAAAUGGGAAUAAUUUUAAUAUAAUGCAGUAGGUGAUUAACAAUGUCUCCAAACACCAAAGGAGGUGGCUACAGAGUAUUCUAAGAUGAGCCCCAAAAUUUGGUUUGACCAAAGCUUCCCCACUCAUUUUGCAACGAUGGCAAGUCAUUCAAUCCUUCUCAUCUUCAUUUUUUCUCCUUAUAACAUGGACACCAUGAUAGCUGACUCAUACAAAUUUUUUAUAAUUUAUGAAAAUUAUUGGCAUGGCCUUUGGUGUGAGGUAGGGACUCAAAGAAUAUUUCUUUCUUACUAUUUAUACCAGCCAUCUCCACCUUCACCAGACCGAUAAUAAAAGCAUGCUUUCUUGGAGAUCUCUUCUAAAAGAGAAUAGCUGCAUUACCAGUAUCCAUUGGAUUUCUUUCUGUGGCAGGUCUCUAUUAAUAAUAUCCUUCCCAUUUUUCUGUCUCAAAGACUGCAUGCAAGAAAAUUAUAUACUUAAGCAAAAAAUUCUUGAUCAUUUGGGAAUGAAAUUCUUCUCUGAGUAUGGCAGUAUGCCUGCUUCUGAUUAAAUUCACUUUUAAUAGUAGCUGUGAUGAUAUUUUGGUUGAAUUUAAGCCAUUUAUUUUCCUGUUAUGUCUACAUUUUUUCAUCACUUAAUAAUUUUAUUUUAACUUCCUGCCUCAUUCUUACACUUUUUUCUCUCUCACUUAUACGAUAUACUUCAAGGACAUGAACAGUUACAAUACCCAGUCUUUCUUACCUGUUGUCUUGUCUGUGGGGUCACUCACUCAAUUUUGUUUUAAAAUUACUUAAUAACUACUUCAUGCCAGGCCCUGCACCAGGCUCUGUGAGAGGACAAGAAGGAUUUUUGCCUCUUGUAGGAGAAAACAGAUGUGCAUAUCAUUAAUUAUGAUGGGGUAUGAUAAGUAUUACAAUGACAAAAGCUAUGAAUAAAGUGCUACAAGGAACAGAAGCAGGGAUAAUUAAAUCCAUUUCAGUGGAAUCUAUUUCAAUGUACAAUAGUCUCCCCUAAUCUGCAGAUAUGGGAAGACCCCCUGUGGAUGCCUGAAACCAUUGAUGAUAUUAGAAAUAUGUAAUUGAUUAGUAAAAGUAACAAAAUAUACUGAAAUAAUUAAAUAUACAAUGUGGGGACUUUAUAUGCUAUUUUAAUAAAAAUUAUAUAUAGUUAGGACAUUUAGAGCUUACUUAAGUUUUUUUUCCCAUAUAAUAUCCUAUCUUAAAAAUUUUUCUUUAGAACAUCAAAACAGAAUCUCUAGUGUCACUGAUAUGGAUUUCAGAAAUAUUCCAAAUGGUGUGAGAUCAAACAGCAUAGUGAUACCCAUGUUCCAGUAAAAGCUUAGGAGAAAAAGAAUGUUUGCGGGUUUUCUUUUGUGGAGAAAAUUGUAGACAUUUCCAAGUUAACACAUCUGAAGUUUCUGGUUCGACAUCUGUGUUGCCAUCCUAAAAGCACGUUUGAAAUUUUACAACAAUCCUACCUAGAUUCACGUCAGCCAAAAAUCUUUGGCUAAACAGACACCCCGAGAUUUCAUAAAGUGUGUUAUGGUCAGAAUUGGUGGUAAUUAAUCUACAAAUCUGCAAAAUAGUGUUCAUAGUUUUUCUUUUUAUUUUGAUCUUGGUGAAAAACUUGCAGUAACUCACCAUUACAGAGCGACAAGAACUGUGACUCAUGUUUUAUGAUUUACAUAGCUGAUGUGGUGUAUUAUCGAUAUCCAUAAUCUGUCAUAUUUAGACACAUUCAUUGUGACACAUAUAACAUGUGCAUUCUUUUUAUCUUUUUCUCAAGUGGGUCUAUAGUUGUGAUUUUACAGCAGAUUGGGGUUGUUGGCCAUUAUUUGAAGCUCUCCUACUCUCUUUCUAGCAUAGUCAGUGUGUUGCAGAGAACUAAAGGGAGUGAAAGACACAGUGCCUCAUUGAAUCCUAACACUUUCUUUCUGGUAGAGCAUAUAUCCCACCUUUCAUAUAUCCUGCUGUGAGGUACCAAUAAUGUUCUUUUGUUCCAAAACAGAACGUUACUUAGAACUUUCUAAAAUACGAUAGAACAUGAAUGUUUACAAUACAGCAUGUCAGCUAUGUAAACUGUAAAACAUAAGUCACAGUUCUUUUUGUUCUGUAUUGGUGAAUCAUUGCAAAUUUUUCACCAAGUGCAAAACAAAAAGAAAAACUAUAAACUCCGUCUUGUAGAUUUGUAGAUUCACCACAACCAAGUCUGACUGUGACACUCCCAAGAAAUCUGUAUGUAAUCAGCAUUGCUUAAUUGUUGUUAGAUCUAAUGUGAUCUUCUGCUCUUAAAACUCAAGUACGUCUAAGGGCAUUGAGAAUGCAAAGUCUGAGUUCUGGUACUAGACAAGAGCAGCCCUUUAGGCCAGGCGUAAUGGCUCACACCUGUAAUCCCAGCACUUUGGGAGGCCAAGGUGGGUGGAUCACUUGAGGCCAGGAGUUUGAGACUAGCCUGGGCAACAUAGUGAGUACCCUUCUCUACAAAAAACAAAAAAAUUAGCUGAGCAUAGUGGCGUGCACCUGUGGUCCCAGCUACUUGGGAGGCUAAGGAGGGAGGAUCACUGGAGCCCAGGAGGUAGAGGCUGCAGUGAGCUGUGAUCUUACCACUGCAUUCUAGCCUGUGUGACAGAGUGAGACCCUGUCUCAAAAAAAAAAAAAAAAAGAGUAGCCCUUUAGUUAGGAUUCUAGCUCAUAAUGCUACAUACUACCACUUUCUAAGAGAAAUACUAGCUUGUUGGAUUCUAUUUUCCACUUGUUGUUCAGCCUCAUUGAGCAAUGAAACAGAAUAACAAGAUUCCAAUAAAAUUUUCAGCCAAAUCCAAAGGCAAGGCAGAAAUAUUCAUUUAAGUAUAUAGUCCAUAGUACUCUGUGGUCCCUGCAAAGGGCUUCAUGAUCAAUUGCAUAGUGUUAAUUUUUGCACAGUAUAAUAAUCCUCGAACAUCCUUGAAGUCUCUGGUGCUUUUCCCCUGGAACAAAAGGCAAUGACAAAUAGAUCAUGGCUUUCACUAAAGGAGAUUUCCUUCUUCAUGUAAGUCCUAACCCAGUAACUGCGUGGGCUCUCAGCCAGGUAAUCAGUCAAAAAGUCUUUUUUUGAGGACUCUCUGUAGAAUACAGAAUUAAGCAGCAAAUCAGACCUGUGUUUGCCUAAAUUUUUCCUUGCUUAUAAAAAAUUUACCAGCUAAGUAUUAUGUAAUGUCAAGUACCCUAAAUCACUCCAUGAAUUAGGAAGCUUUGGGAAAAUUGGAAAAUUUUGUGGAAAACAGGUCCACUAACAUCCUAAACAGCUACUGCAGAAGUAUAGUUAAGAUGUGAUAUAUAAUAUAUUGUGACCUUCAAGACAUUUUAUUUAUCUAACAUGACAUGGAAACACAUUAUUAUGCCAUUAAAAAUUGAAGGCAUUGUAGGAAUUCAUCUGAUAUAUCUGAUGCACUUGAUCUAAUAAAUCCACUUGAGGCUGCUAGGAGUGUUGAAGAUUUCCUAUUUACAUGUGGCUUCAGAAGGCUGAUCCCAUAGCGAGGAACAGUGUCACCAGUACCCUCCUGAAAGUGGAAAGGCAAGACUAUUUUUCAUGCUCUUUCUUAUUUUGGGUCAUCGCUCUUCCAGAAGCAUUCUUCUUUUUAUUAAAAAAAUGUGGGUGAUAUAUGAUAAAGAUGCGCUACUUAUGUAAUGGAGACAGGGCACACUCUUUAGCAGAUAAUAUUGAAACAUUGGCUCACUCUGUGGAGAAAAAUAAAUGCCUACAUUGCACCAUAUAAAAAGUUGGGCUCCAGAGGGAUGAAAACGAUGGAUUAAAAGAAAACUUUAAAGCUCAUAGAAGAAAAUGUAGGAGAAUUAUGUUUGAGAUACAGGUGAGGAACUGUACUUCUUCAACAUGACCCAAAAAUAUCUUUUUAAAUAGUUGGGUUAAGAAAGGAUGGCUAUGACUGUAUUAAAAUGAAAGAGUUCUAGUCAGUGAAUGACACCUUAAAGUUAAUAGGCUGGGGACAGACUGAAAUAGCUUUUAGUAAUGCAUAAAAUUAAUGACAUUAAUAGAGAGACAUUCCAAGGAAUUGUAAAUCAACAAGUAAAAGACAAGAAACUCAAUAUAAAAAUGAACAAAAGAUAAGAAUGUGAUUUACAAAGGGGAAAGCUGAGUAGCUAAUAAGAAUAGGAAGUGAUACUCAAAUUUACCAGUAACCUGAGAAAUGCAAAUGAAAGUGAGAUACUACAUCCAUUGCAUUGGUAAAAAUUAGUAAGGUCAUUAACUUCAAGUGUGGAAGUAUAAGCUGAUUGAAUCAUUUUGGAAAGCAACCUAGGAGUACUGAGUCAGUAAAAUUCAUCAUAUGUCUGUCCUAUAGUCCAGUAACUGCACUUUUGCAUAUACAGCCAAGAGGACCUGUUCUGAUCCGCACAAAAAAACAAGUAUUAAGGUAUUUAUUCCAUUAUGGUUUGCGGUAGUAAGUAGACAAAUUGGACACACGGAUAUCUUCAAGUAUUAAGGUAUUUAUUCCAUUAUGGUUUGCGGUAGUAAGUAGACAAAUUGGACACACGGAUAUCUGUCUCUUCGGAAGUCAGUGAACUAACUUGACUGGAUCCAUAGUGUGGAAUACGAUACAGCAGUUAGAAGCAACUUACUGGACAUAUAUACAGAAAUAAGGAUAUGUCCUUUAAAUUUAGCAUAAAGAGAAAACAAAAGCUUUAGCACAAUGCCAUUUAAUUACUUUAAAGCAUAUGCAUGCAUACAUACAAACAUAUUCAAGGCUACGUGUCAAAUACAAGAAGGGUACCCAUUAAGAAGAAGGUAAUCGGAGUGGGUUUAGGGAUAAAGAAGAAAAAUAUACAUGUUAUUAUAUUUAAUACAGCAAGCCUUUGACAUAUAUAUUCUUAUACUCACAUAUGAUAUUCUUACUACUACAUAAAUAAAUAUAGAAGCUGACUCAAAAUGGUAAGUAACUUACAUAAGGUUGCAUUAUAUAUAAGAGCAGAGCUAGUAUUCAACUCAUAUGUCUGACUCUAAAGCCAAUAUUAUUUCCAUUGUGCAAUUAUAAAAUGAAAAGAAAAAUCAGUAUUAUCCCAUGUCAUUGACAUGUAAUAAAUGGCACAUAUUUACGUACAUGCAUAUACCCAUGAAACCGUCUCUCCAAUUAAGACAAUGUAUAUAUUCAUUACCCCAAAAUGUUUUCUUGUGCUACUUUGUAAUCCCUCCCUCUUCCUCCUCCCUGUCCAUCCCACCCUGGUCCCCAGAAAAUUCCUAAUCUGUUUUUCUAUAGACUAAUUUACAUUUUUACACUAUAGACUGUUUACAUUUUUUAGAAUUUUAUAUAAAUGGAAUCUUACUGUCUGUACUCAUUUCUUGUCUUGCACUUUUGCUCGACAUAAUAUUAAAAUUCAUUCAUGUCAAUUGUGUAUCAGUAGUUUAUGCCUUUAUUUACUGAGUAGAAUCAUGUUAUAUGGAUGGACCACAAUUGGCUUAUCUGCUGAUUUGUUGAUGAACAUUUUACUAUCUCCUGGUUUGGGCUAUUAACAAAUAAAGGUAUCAUGAACAUUAAUGUGCAAGUCUUCUUGUGAACAUAUUUUUAUUUCCUUGGGGCAAAUAUCUAGGAUUGGAAUGACUAGGUCACAUGGUCCAUGUAUGUCUAACACUUUU
Gorilla gorilla gorilla (western lowland gorilla) is the source of this 7145-nucleotide messenger RNA. It is a transcript of the gene ST8SIA6, whose product is annotated as ST8 alpha-N-acetyl-neuraminide alpha-2,8-sialyltransferase 6. Gene Ontology annotation, biological process: oligosaccharide metabolic process; N-glycan processing. Bases 314 to 1510 code for a protein of 398 amino acids. The record is from RefSeq and is a predicted model, not a curated record. Gene Ontology annotation, molecular function: alpha-N-acetylneuraminate alpha-2,8-sialyltransferase activity. NCBI's taxonomy places the organism in Eukaryota, Metazoa, Chordata, Mammalia, Primates, Hominidae. The transcript is spliced from 8 exons.